AUGUUGGGAGCACCAUCACUGCGGAACGACUACUACUCUGAUCUUCUCGACUGUAGUGAGAGUGGAAUGAUUGCGUUAGCGCUGGGCUCCUCUGUUUAUCUUUGGGAUUCAGAAACUCAGGCUCUAGUGGGAGUUUUGGAGCCGUUUCCAGCUCCAGAUCAACCGCGCUCUGAGACUCUGUCCAUCUCACGUCUGUGCUGGAGCGGAGACGGCAGAAUGCUCUGUAUUGGCAACAGAAGGGGGGAGGUUCAGUUAUGGGAUGUUGACCAUAUGCAGAACCUGAGAUCUCUGCAGUCACACUUUUCUGCAGUCGCAGCUCUCUCCUGGAAACAGGAAGUACUCAGCAGCGGCUCUGUUCUCGGACACGUCCACCACACAGAUGCUCGGGCUCCUGCUUCGCUGGUCGGUGCUGCUGAUCUGCAAGAGGAGAUCUGCAGCCUGCAGUGGUCUCCAGGAGAAGAAUGGAUGGCGAGCGGCUCCACAAAGGGCCUCCUUCAUAUUUGGGGCAGUGAUAUUGCAGGAAUUAAAAAAUCUUCUCAGGCUAUUGAGAGGAUGAGGCAGCCCAGUGCUAUUAAGGCGAUGGGGUGGUGUCCAUGGCAGAGAGGGGUGAUAGCUACAGGCGGAGGUUGGAAGGAUGGAGAACUCAGAAUUUGGGAUGCACAGUUGGGGACCUGUUUGAAUUCUGUCAGCACAAACUCACAGAUCUGUUCUCUUCGAUGGGCUGGAAAGAAGAGAUAUCUCAUAACUAGUCAUGGACUUCCUCAUAACUCGGUCUACUCGUGGACUUGGAAGUUUCCCGACCUCACUCGACUCCAUCAGCUUGCAGGUUAUAAACGGAAUGAAAGCGGUAAAGGCCUCAUCACCCUGACUCAGUCCAGUUUCUUUUCAGGUCAUUCUGAUCGAGUUCUGCACGUGGCCAUAAACCCUGAUAACACUCACCUCUUCUCUGCUGGAGCAGACCAGCGCCUCCACAUCUGGGAUCUGUAGUUCUCCACAGCUUUCAAUGCUGAUUUUAGAGUUACAGUCAAACUGUAGUUAUGAGGCCAGACCAAACCCAUCUUUUACAGAGAGCAUAUUUUUUUAAUCUACGUCAAUAUGAGCCAAAUGCAAAUUUAAGAUAUUGUUUUAUUUUAUUCUUUUGUAAAGUAGCCGUCCAGUAGACUUUUUUUAUUUUAGUGUUAAAAGUCAAAGUGUUUUUUUAGAAAACUAAGAAAAGAAUCAUGGGAUCUGUAAAAAUUGAGAUAUAUCACAUAUUCUAGAAAAUAUUUCCAAAAAUAUUUUUUCAACAAAAUUUAAUGGCUUCUAAAACUAUUUUUUUUCUUUAUUUAUUAUGUUUUUUUUUUAAAUCCUCGUGAAACCUCCUUAACCUUGUUUAGUUCCUUUAUUAUUUUGCAUUUUACAAACGAGUUUAUGUAGUUUUUGUGUCUGAGAAUGUGGGUUUUAACCCCCUUCAGAAAGUUCAUGCAUUCUGUCUCAGUUUCACGUCUCGUUAUAUUGUCCGUCUUAGUGAUGAAGCUGUGGAAGGUUUUUUCUUUCCUUUAUGUUGCACUUGGUUUUCUUGUAUCAUGUUUUUUUGUCUUUGAGCCUGUGCAUCAUCUGUGUUGACCUUUUGUUUGCUUAUACUCAACCAAUUGCUGAAGCUAAAAGAAAGUGUUUUUGAUGGAUCCAAAGACAGUCUAACUUUAACUGGACUGUCUGCAUUUAUGCAGGUGAGACUGUACAAUUAAGGUAAAAACAUGAAAAUUUCUGGAAAAAAUUAUAGAUACCCAGCCAUACAACUUUU
Messenger RNA from Oryzias melastigma (Indian medaka), 1783 nucleotides. RefSeq names its product cell division cycle protein 20 homolog B. Gene Ontology annotation, biological process: positive regulation of ubiquitin protein ligase activity; positive regulation of anaphase-promoting complex-dependent catabolic process; anaphase-promoting complex-dependent catabolic process. Gene Ontology annotation, molecular function: anaphase-promoting complex binding; protein binding; ubiquitin ligase activator activity. The record is from RefSeq and is a predicted model, not a curated record. Lineage: Eukaryota; Metazoa; Chordata; Actinopteri; Beloniformes; Adrianichthyidae. Bases 1 to 987 code for a protein of 328 amino acids. Gene Ontology annotation, cellular component: anaphase-promoting complex. The transcript is spliced from 7 exons.